AUCUUGGUUUAAAGGUCAAAGAGUAAAGUUCUAUACCCACAAUGCGUUGUAAACGCUACACGUAGCCGAUGGGUUGGUUUUUACACUUUUCGAUAGACAGUUUUCUUUAACUAACUACCGAAAUGUUCCGGAAAUUGAAAAACAAGAUAGAGGAAGAGGCGGGGAAGUCUCCGGUGAACAGGUUGCUGUCAGGUGCUUCACCAUCGAAAGGAGAAUCGGACAGUCCAAGUCACACUCCCCCCGCCAGCGUUAAUGCAGCGUCCCCAGCCACCCCCCUGGCCAGGAAACCUGCGAUAUGGUCAGCUGGGACGCCUCGAAGGCUGGACCAGACUCCUACCAAGUCUGACAAAGCCCCCGCGGCCGAUGGCAGCAUGCGGUCAGCUGCUCUUGACCUUCUGUCCUCUCUCACUGCUCUAAAGGGGUCCAACAGCUACAUGUUACCCCCUCAUAAGAUGAGAGCUUCUGAUGUGGACUCAGAUGCCGAGCACUCAGCACAGUCAACUCCACAGCCAGAAAAGCCCCUGCCUCGCACAGAGUCCCGUGAAUCCAUAAACUCGCUGGCGGGGAUGUUCCAGAGCCUUCCGUUUGGCCGUAAGAACCGCGACGCGCCCUCGGACGCGGAGAGUGAUCUCGACUCGGAGGCCUCCUUCAGCCUCCGCACCAUGAACAAGGAGGAGCUGUACCGAAGGUUCAAGGAGAUGGAGAAGAUGAUGACUGCUUACAGGGGCAAGUACAACGAGAUGGCAUCUGCCUACAGAGAUCAAGAAAAAGAGAAGGAAAAGAUCAAGAACACUCUAACAGAAGCACAGGACAAGAGCUUGAGGAGAAUUUCAGAAAUGAGAGAGGCAGCAGCUCUUGACCAACAGGCCAAACGACAUCUGGAGGAAGAGUUCCGCUUUAACCUGGAAGAGAAGGAUGAACUCAUCGGUGUUCUGCAAACACAGGUUCGGCUGCUAAAACAAGGAAACCUGGAGAAUGCUGCUGAGGGAAGUGCCAAUGCCAAAGGAGACGGAGACACUGUUGAUUCUGCAGAGCUGUCUAAGACGAAUGUGAUCCUGAAGGAGAAGGUGCGUCGUCUUGAGGACCUGCUGAACAAGUGUAAGGACAUGAUCAAGAACAACAAGGAGCGCACAGCUCAGCUGACCAGUGAGAAGGAGAAACUGGCCACCGAGCUGGAGAGUAAGGCUCAAGUGGUGCAGCAGCUACAGGAGUGGAAGGAUAAGGAGCAGGUGCGGCUGGACGGACAGCUGCAGGACGCUCGGCACCUGAUCGAGCAGCUGGAGUCCAGCACCAAGUCCAGCCGUGCGCUCUCGUCUCAGCACCAGGACUUACUGCAGAACCUGGAAGCCAAGGACAAAGAAAUUAAGCUGUUGAAGACAGAACUGCGGGCUCAAAAGAUAGAACUAGGAAAGUCUUCAGGAGGGGAGAAGGGCAGAGACAAGGAGGUGUCAGAACUCAAGGCAAGACUCAAGGAACUGGAGCAGAACAACAAGACAAAUGGCAGUGUUGAGCAGUCAUCAGGAGGUCUGGAGUCAGCAUCAGCUCUAGAGGAGCAGCUGUUACAGAAGGACCAGGAGUGGCAGGCAAAACUGUCUGCACGGGAACAGGAACUACAGCAACAACUGGAAGCUAAGGGCCAGCUGUUGGAAACCCAGAGGGCGGAGUGGGAGGCCAGGCUGGCAGAACUGGCCACUAAGAAAGACAAGCAGCUUCAAGAUGUGCUCGGCUCCAAGGAGUCAGAGAUUGAAGAAAUCACGUCCAACCUGGAGACGAUGGGUAAGCAGCAGCUUGAGAGCCUGACCCAGAAGCAUGAGGCAGAGCUGCAGGAGACCAUCGACACCAUCCAACAGUGGGAGACCAGGCAGAAGGAGCAGGAAGAGGCUCAUAAAAAAGAGCUGGAAGACCUGACGCAGAAGUUCCGUGCCAAGCUUGAGCAGUUCCGUGACCAGCACAACACCACAGUGGCUCAGCUCAAGGAAGCACACCAGAAGGAGCUAACAGAGAGGGGCACCGAGAUGACACAGCUGAGGGAAAAUCAUCAAAAAGAACUGGCAGGGCUACAGGGAGCUCUGGAGGGCAAGGGCAGCGAGGUGGCAGAACAGGUCACACAGUACCAGCAAAGGGUACAGGAACUGGAGACAAGGAUUCAACAGGUCAGGAUGAGAUAG
Branchiostoma floridae (Florida lancelet) is the source of this 2168-nucleotide messenger RNA. RefSeq names its product golgin subfamily A member 4-like. Bases 123 to 2168 code for a protein of 681 amino acids. The transcript is spliced from 17 exons. Gene Ontology annotation, cellular component: Golgi apparatus. Gene Ontology annotation, biological process: Golgi vesicle transport. Gene Ontology annotation, molecular function: small GTPase binding. The record is from RefSeq and is a predicted model, not a curated record. NCBI's taxonomy places the organism in Eukaryota, Metazoa, Chordata, Leptocardii, Amphioxiformes, Branchiostomatidae.